CGUGUCAGUCCGUCCUCUCGUCUUCAUCCUAAUCGGAAGGAAACCGUUUUUUUAAUAUAUAGUUUCUGCUCUAAACUUGAACUUUAUCAUCAUGGUUGAGCAGUUUGUCGGAACCUGGAAGCUGAUGACCAGCGAGAACUUUGACGACUACAUGAAAGCAAUCGGUGUCGGCUUUGCGACGAGGCAGAUGGGUAACAUGGCUAAGCCCAACUUGGUGAUCAGUGUGGAUGACUCGGGCCUGGUCACAAUGAAGUCUCAAACCACCUUCAAGACCACCGAAAUCCAAUUCAAGCUCAAUGAGGAAUUUGAUGAGACCACAGCAGAUGACCGAAAGACUAAGACUAUCGUCACUCUUGAAAAUGGCAAACUUGUGCAGAAACAGACCUGGGAUGGGAAGACUACAACACUGGAGCGAGAGAUUCAGGAGGGCAAACUAACAGCUAAAUGCAUCAUGGAUGAUGUUGUUGCAGUGAGGACCUAUGAGAAGGAUGCUUAAGUCUGUUAAACAAAAGUGCACUUUUGCAACUGAAAAUAAAUUCUAAACUGCAA
Messenger RNA from Entelurus aequoreus (snake pipefish), 549 nucleotides. RefSeq names its product fatty acid binding protein 4b (gene fabp4b). Gene Ontology annotation, molecular function: fatty acid binding. NCBI's taxonomy places the organism in Eukaryota, Metazoa, Chordata, Actinopteri, Syngnathiformes, Syngnathidae. The transcript has 4 exons. Gene Ontology annotation, biological process: fatty acid transport. Bases 92 to 496 code for a protein of 134 amino acids. Gene Ontology annotation, cellular component: nucleus; cytosol. The record is from RefSeq and is a predicted model, not a curated record.